Molecule: messenger RNA, 6398 nt
Organism: Myxocyprinus asiaticus (Chinese sucker)
Lineage: Eukaryota; Metazoa; Chordata; Actinopteri; Cypriniformes; Catostomidae
Product: gastrula zinc finger protein XlCGF57.1-like
Exons: 3
Coding region: 130-1839 (569 amino acids)
Source: RefSeq, a predicted model, not a curated record
GUGCGUUAGUGACGUCAUCAGGGCUGCGCCGUGAUUCUCUUGUUGUUGUUUGACUGCAGAAGAAAAGUUUCCAGAUACGGAAGAAAAACUCCCGAUGAAACGAGAUCUGUGUGACAAACUGCUGUAAAGAUGGAGUUUAUUAAAGAAGAGAGUGAAGACAUCAGUAUUACACAAACAUGUGGGAUAAAAACUGAAGAUACUGAAGAACAAAGAGACCUGAUGGAGCUGAAAGAGGAAAGUCAAGAUCUGAAGGAAGAGGAGGAGAAACAUCAGUAUCAGAUACCUGUUGAUGUCAUUACUGGAGAACAAUCUUUUAGUGGCUCACAGACUGAAGAAACAAAAUCCAAAAAAUCUUUCACUUGUUCUCAGUGUGGAAAGAGUUUCACUCGUCAAGGAAGCUUGAAUCGUCACAUGAGAAUUCAUGCUGAAAAGCCUCCUUACAUAUGCAGUCAGUGUGAAAUUAGUUUCAAAUGCAAAAUAUCCCUCCUUAGACACAUGCAAGUUCAUAUUAGAGUGAAAUCUUUCAUAUGCCAUCAGUGUGGAAAGAAUUGCAAAGGUAGAAGAGGUCUUGAAAAACACAUGAGAAAUCACACUGGAGUGGAUAGUUACGUAUGCUAUCAAUGUGGAAAGAAUUACACAUUGAAACAAAGUUUGAAACGUCACUUGAGAAUUCACACUGGAGAGAGGCCUUUCACAUGCCGUCAGUGUGGAAAGAGUUUCACACAAAAAGGAAGCCUAAAUAUCCACAUGAGAAUUCACAGUGGAGAGAAGCCCUUUACCUGCCAUCAAUGUGGAAAGAGUUUCAUUAAUAAAGACAACUUGAGGCAACACAUGAGAAUUCACACUGGAGAGAGGCCUUUCACAUGCCAUCAGUGUGGAAAGAGUUUCAAACAAAAAUGUAGCGCAUAUAUCCAUAAGAGAAUUCACUCUGGAGAGAGGCCUUUCACAUGCUGUCAGUGUGGAAAGAGUUUCAUAAAGAAAGCAAGCCUGAAGAGACACAUGAGAAUUCACACUGGAGAAAAGCUCUUCACAUGCCUUUACUGUGAAAAGAGUUUCACACAGAAUGGAAAUCUUAAUAUCCACAUGAGAAAUCACACUGGAGAGAAGCCCUUCACAUGCCCUCACUGUGGAAAGAGUUUCACACAGAAUGGAAAUCUUAAAAUCCACAUGAGAAUUCACACUGGAGAGAAGCCUUUCAUAUGUCAUUAUUGUGGAAAGAGUUUCACACUAAAUGGAAGCCUUAAAAUCCACAUGAGAAAUCACACUGGAGAAAAGCCCUUCACAUGCCCUCGCUGUGGAAAGAGUUUCACACAGAAUGGAGAUCUUAAUAUCCACAUGAGGAUUCACACUGGAGAGAAGCCUUUCAUGUGUCAUCAUUGUGGAAAGAGUUUCACACUAAAUGGAAGCCUUAAAAUCCACAUGAGAAAUCACACUGGAGAAAAGCCCUUCACAUGCCCUCAGUGUGGAAAGAGUUUCACACAGAAUGGAAAUCUUAAAAUCCACAUGGCAAUUCACACUGGAGAAAAGCCCUUCACAUGCUGUCACUGUGGAAAGAGUUUCACACAGAAUGGAAAUCUUAAAAUCCACAUGAGAAUUCACACUGGAGAAAAGCCCUUCACAUGCCCUCACUGUGGAGAGAGUUUCAAAUUAAAAAGAGACUUUAAUUACCACAUAGGUAUUCACGUUAGAGAGAAAAGUUUUUACAUGCCCUCAGAAUCAGAACCAGAAGGAUCUUUAUUGCCAAGUUGUCUCACAGACUCAAGGAAUGUGUCUUCAGUGACAGAAGCUUCCAAUACACCCAAACCCAAAAUAGAUUAUUCCUCUUGGUUUAGAGAAUAAAUUCUUUGACAGAAAACAUAAUUUCUACACUUAAUUUUAACAUAAUGGAGUAACAACAUUUUUAAAUUACCCAAUUAAGUAGCCUCAAAUUGUCCCUGAUGUCAUUCAUUUCAUCAGUUUUCCAUAAUAUUUAUUGUCACACUUCUGAUUUACACAAUUGUUAUGCGAGCUCGUUAAAAAUAGCAUGUGUUAACAUGCUAAAUGUUAAGUAGUUAAGAGUAAAGAGUAAUUAAGUGAGCAAAAGCUCCACUCUUUACCACAAUGGUUACCCAACGUAACAGAAUUGGUCCUAAUUCCCAAAAUUACUGAACAUCUUUGCCCUUUCUCAUCUUGCUCAAAAACAUAAAAUAACACUUCAUUUCAAAAUGUUUACCCUCCCGAUCAAGUACCACAAUGCAUGCUGGGAACUAUAAAUCCCCCCUACCCAGUUUCAGUUAUGUCAAAAAAAAAUGUAUUUAUGAAGUACCAACACAAAUGGAUUAAGUACAACUCAAUUUAUAACAUUUAAGUAGAUUGGAUACAAUGAAAGUUCAAGGAUUGUGUUGUAUAAGCUCAUUUUAAUUAUGUAAAUUGUAGGGGGCUUGGGUAGCUCAGCAAGUAAAGACACUGACUAUCACACCUGGAGUCGCAAGAUCAAAUCCAGGGCGUGCUGAGUGACUCCAGUCAGGCUUCCUAAGCGACCAAUUGGCCCAGUUGCUAGGGUGGGUAGAGUCACGUUGGGUUAACCUCCUCUUGGUCACAAUAAUGUGGUUCUCGCUCUCGGUGGGGCAUGUGGUGAGUUGUGCGUGGACGCUGCGGAGAAUAGCUUGAAGCCUCCACACGCACUAGGUCUCCACGGUAAUGCGCUCAACAAGCCACGUGAUAAGAUGCGUGGAUUGAUGGUCUUAGACGCGGAGGCAACUGAGAUUCGUCCUCUGCCACCAAGAUUGAGGCAAGUCACUAUGCCACCACGAGGACCUAGAGUGCAUUGGGGAGAAAAGGGGAGAAAAAAAAUAAAUUAUGUAAAUUAUAGAGUUUGGGUACUCAAAUUCAUACUCGGACUUGAGUCAGAGUCAAACUUGUCCUGCCGAGUCCAUGGCAUUUGUGAUGCACUAAAAAGAAAGAAUAACGACAAUGAGAAAUAAAUGAACACAGCUCUGUCUGCAUGCAACUGUAGCUCCUCCUGAUGUCGUAGAUGUUGCCAGAGUUUGUUUCUUCGUGUUCUGCAGCACACACCACACUCAUCAGUCAACCAAUAUGCUUGAAUGGAUCGAUUACCGAGAUAGCUUGCACGAUGAAAAGAAAGACAGAUAUGUAGCAACAUAUUAGAAACUUAACAAAGCAAUUUCACAUGGAACUUUACAACUGGUAAAAUCGCAUGUGGCUACUCCUUUCCCCUUUAGUGGAAGUGUUGGUGCAGUCAAGCCGGUGCGGUUUCAUUGUGGUUAAAAUAAAGAACUUUAUUAAGCCAAGUCACCCACACAAUAUCUCUCAAUAUUUACAGUACUAAAAACAACAUAUCAUGAAAUAAAAAUACUGAAAAAUAGUAUUAAUAUUGGGCUAUUAAGUCUUUUUAGGCUUAAUGUACUGAAUACACACAAGUAGGCGGUUAUUUCUGUAGUCUCUUGGUCCACGCAGUGUUGUCAGCUUGAACCAGAAACCCUAUCAUCUGGGUUAUCUAUAAAAGCUUAAUAAAUUAACUCUGUAACUUUUUAAAUAUUCAAAAAAAUCUUUAUUACUAAAGCGGACAGCAACUCUAAACUGAUUAAAUAAAACAGCACCUAUUUAUUAUUGAUUUACUGUAUUUUCAACUUGCUUAAAUGUGCACUCAGUAAUUUUUCCUAAUUUAUAAAGUUGAACUCCUUAAGACAUGAAUUGUAAUUUUGCAAUAUACACCAAUGAGUCAAAACAUUAUGACCACCUGCCUAAUACGCUGUUGGUCCUCUGCGUGCCGCCAAAUCAGUGCCGACCUGCCGAGGCAUGGACUCUACAAGACUCCCUGAAGGUGUCCUGUGGUAUCUGGCACCAAGACAUUACCAGCGGAUCCUUCAAGUCCUGUAAGUUGCGAGGUGAAGCCACCAUGGAUCGGACUUGUUGGUUCAGCACAUUCCACAGAUGCUCAAUCGGAUUGAGAUCUGGGAAAUUUGGAGGCCAGGGCAACACUUUGAGCUCUUCAUUAUGUUCUUCAAAACAUUCCUGAACAAUGUGUGCAGUGUGGCAGGGCACAUUAUCCUGCAUAGAGACAUGCCAUCAGGAAUACCAUUGCCAUUAAGGGGUGUACCUGAUCUGCAAUGAUGUUUAGGUAGGUGACACUUGUCAAAUUGACGUCCACAUGAAUGGCCGGACCCAGGGUUUCUCAGCAGAACAUUGCCCAGAGCAUCACACUCCCUCCACCGGCUUGUCGUCUUCCCACAGUGCAUCCUGGUGCCAUCACUUCCCCAGGUAAAUAGUGCACACGUACAUGGUCGUCCACAUGAUGUAAAAGAAAACAGGACUCAUUGAGCCAGGUGACCUUCCACUGCUCCAAGGUCCAGUCCAGUUCUUUUUAUUUUUGACAGCAGCUGCUGCGAGGUGCACACAGAGGCAUCAUUGUUUUGCGUGUACGUGCAGCAGUGAGCAGAACUGCCCAACAUUGUGCCGUUUUCUGCUAAUUAAAUAGAGACUUGCGACUGUCAUGUCCCAUGCGAAAUGACCCUUAUCAUUAUUAUUAGGGAUAUUAAUACUAAAAUAAAUUGAAAGGACAAAUUGAAAAUGAAGUAGAAAUGAAAACUAAAUUAAAAUUCGAAACAAUAAUAACCCUGGUUGUAAUGACUAACACACCUGUUUUAUUUUCUAUACAUUUUCACUUUCUUUAGUCUAUGUUUGAGUGGAGGGGAAAAAGUGACAAAUUAUUGGAAUGUCAACGGGAUGCAAUAAGAAGCGUGUUGGAGGACAGUUCUGUCUUCAUACACUUAAAGCAUUUGCUUUUGUUCUGAAACCAUUUUGACGUUUAUUCAGCAGGAUACUAAUAAAAUAUGUAGACAUGAAAUAACUAGAGGUAUGUUUUUGUUAAAUUUAUAUUGACAUUUUUUCUUAGUUUUAAAUGUUACAAUUUUAUUUCAGAUUCAGUCGGACUUUGACUCAAUCCAGAUCAACAGCAAAGGACCUUGUGAAGAUACUGGAGGAAAACGGUCGACAUGUGUCUAUAUCCACAGUAAAACGAGUCCUAUAUCAACAUUACCUGAAAGGCUGCUCAGCAAGGAAGAAGCCACUGCUCCAAAAUUGCCAUAAAGCCAGACUACAGUUUGCAAGUGCAACAUUGGGACAAAGAUCUUAAUUUUUUGGAGAAAUGUCCUCUGGUUUAAUGAAACAAAUAUUGUGUUUCAAUGACCAUCAUUAUGUUUGGAGGAAAAAGGGUGAGGCUUGCAAGCAGAAGAACACCAUCCCAACCAUGAAGCAUGAGGGUGGCAGCAUCAUGUUGGUAGGGUGCUUUGCUGCAGGAGGGACUGGUGCACUUCACAAAAUAGAUGGCAUCAUGAGGAAGGAAAAUUACGUAGAUAUAUUGAAGCAACAUCUCAAGACAUCAGCCAGGAAGUUAAAGCUCGGUCGUAAAUGGGUCUUCCAAUGACCCUAUGCAUACCUCCAAAGUUGUAGCAAAAUAGCUUAAGGACAACAAAGUCAAGGUUUUGGAGUGGCCAUCACAAAGCCCUGACCUCAAUCCAAUAGAAAAUUUGUGGGCAGAACUGAAAAAGCGUGUGCGAGCAAGGAGGACUAAAACCUGACUCAGUUACACCAGUUCUGUCUGGAGGAAUGGGACAAAAUUCCAGCAACUUAUUGUGAGAUGCUUGUGGAAGGCUACCCAAAACGUUUGACCCAAUUUAAACAAUUUAAAGGCAAUGCUACCAAAUACUAACAACAUCUUAAUACCAUGUGUAAACGGGGUCAUUGUCUCAAUCUUGUAUAUGUGUUUUAUUAUGCCUUGCAAAUGUAAACAUUUAGUCCUCUGUGAUGUAUUGAAAGUUGUUGCAAAUUUUGCUGAUUGAAAUGUUAAAGAAGGUAAUGAUAUGCAGCAAGCUAAUAUAUUAUUUUAUUUUAUUUUUUUUAAUUGAGACUUGGCUUGUGAUAGUUGUUGAAGCAUCAGUCUCAAUCUGUUGAAAAUUAUAUUAAAAAAAAUUUAUUACUGUUAUUUUCUUACUUGCAAAGGUAAGCUAUAUACUGUAGCUGUCUUGUCAAGUCAUUUUUAUUUGUAUAGUGCUUUUUACAACACACAUAAUUCCAACGCAGCUUUACAGAAAAUUAUGCUUCACAGAAAAAGAAGCUGUAAUAUACUAAUGUCUUCGAGUCAUAGUCGUGUGGUUUAUAAACAAAUCUAAUUUAAGUAAAAUUUUAACUAAAUUAAAAACCCUAUCAAUCAAUUAUUUUUGCAACUAUACAAAUAUAAUUGAUUUUAUUAUUUUCCUUCAUUUUAUGCCUCCCCUUUAUCCCUUACUUUUUUCUCCCUGCCCAGUAGGUGGUGAUAUGCACAAAGAAUGUGAAUUGGCAAAAAGAGAAGAACUUGAAUGUGCAUAGGAGGGCUGUAUAAAAAAUAUAUUUAUAGUAAA